This is a messenger RNA of Lathyrus oleraceus (garden pea), 1636 nucleotides long. RefSeq lists its product as uncharacterized. NCBI's taxonomy places the organism in Eukaryota, Viridiplantae, Streptophyta, Magnoliopsida, Fabales, Fabaceae. Gene Ontology annotation, biological process: RNA processing. The record is from RefSeq and is a predicted model, not a curated record. The coding region runs from base 118 to 1260 and encodes 380 amino acids. Gene Ontology annotation, molecular function: protein binding. The transcript has 6 exons.
CAAUCACAAUAUCUCAGUACUUUUGUCUCUUUUCGCAACACUGGUAACACAAAAGAAAACUAAAUUCUUAAUUUCUCAACCUCACAAAUCUAGUAACUUUUUAACUUUUUAACCACCAUGGAGGAAGAAAUGCACUCAACAUUGCGUUCAUCUCCAUCAUUUGAAAUAUACAACAAAUCUCAUCUUCAUCAUGAAGAUCAUCAUUACAACAACAACAACGAUCCAGAACAAGUUUUGCAAAGAACCGUUUUGAGUUUAGAAACCAUUGGUAGUGAUGAGUUCACCUUUGAAAGAGCCAAAAUGGAUUUGAUUGAAGAAUCUGAGAAUGAGGUUGAGAAUGAUUGGUCAACUGAGAUUCAGAACUUGAGCAUUGAUGAUGAUGAUGAUGAAGAUGUUCAACCUUCUACUCCUCCUAUGUAUCUUGCAACAGGACUUGGAGUUGAUGCUGCUGAAGUUGUUGAAUCUGAUAAUAAUGAUAUGUUGUUUGUUCCCAAUUUGCGAGAAAGUGAGGAUCUUGAUGAGUAUUACAAGAGAAUGGUUCAUGAGUAUCCCUCUCACCCUUUGAUUCUGAAAAAAUAUGCACAGUUUUUACAAGGUAAGGGGGAACUUCAAGAUGCAGAGGAGUACUUUCAUAGCGCUACUCAAGCUGAUCCUAAUGAUGGUGAAAUCUUGAUGCAUUAUGCGAAACUGGUGUGGGAGAAUCAUCGCGACAUAGAUAGAGCAUCGGUCUAUUUUGAACGUGCAGCUCAAGCUUCACCUCAAGACAGCGAUGUUCUUGCAGCAUAUGUGAGUUUUCUCUGGGAAACCGAAGAUGAUGAGAAUGAAGAUGGGAAUCGUCAAACUCAGAAUGACAUGGAAAAACAAGAGCCGGUACCUGUCAAGACCUCAAAAGAAGAAAACGGUGUAGAAAAUCUUACAACAGCUAGUUUAAAUGAAGACAUUAAUGAUGCAGAUUAUUUGAAGAAGAUGAUUGAUGAGAAUCCUAAAAAUCCUUUGUUUCUGAAAAAGUAUGCUCAAUUUCUGUUUCAGUCAAAGAGAGAUCUUGAAGCAGCAGAGGGUUACUACUCAAGAGCAGUCUCGGCCGAUCCCAGCAACGGUGAAACCAUAUCAGAAUAUGCUAAGCUACAGUGGGAACUGCAUCAUGAUCAGGAAAAAGCCUUGUCUUUGUUUGAACAAGCAGUUCAGGCUACCCCUGAAGAUAGCAAUGUUCUUGCAGCAUAUACAUGCUUUCUUUGGGAGACAGAAGACGGCGAAAGCUGAAUUCAAAAGCAGAGUCGGGUUCAAUAGAUCUUCUGCUGGAAAAUGCCAUGACAUGACUGUUGCUACUUUUCAAGACAGGUUGCUUGAACAAACGCAGAUAAUUAGAGGAAGCAGUAAAAUUAACUCAUCUAUAGCUUCAAGAAAGCCAUAAUGUGUUUUUUUUAUUUGCUGAUUUUUUUUCUUUUUUCUAGAAUAACAAAGCUAACUACAAUCUCUUGACUCUUGGCAUAUAUCAUUACUUUUGUGUGGUGAAAGUUGAAAAAAUUUCACCAUAAAUUUACCAUCAAAUGUUCUAAAUAAUAGGAUAAGGUCAGAACUACUAACUUAUGAUAUUAAAGUUGCACUAAUAAAAGUAUUGAAUUGGGAUUUUAUAUAA